Messenger RNA from Didymosphaeria variabile, 975 nucleotides. It is a transcript of the gene ILV6, whose product is annotated as acetolactate synthase, regulatory subunit. The coding region runs from base 1 to 975 and encodes 324 amino acids. The record is from RefSeq and is a predicted model, not a curated record. Gene Ontology annotation, biological process: branched-chain amino acid biosynthetic process. Gene Ontology annotation, molecular function: acetolactate synthase regulator activity. The transcript is spliced from 2 exons. Gene Ontology annotation, cellular component: mitochondrial nucleoid; acetolactate synthase complex. Lineage: Eukaryota; Fungi; Ascomycota; Dothideomycetes; Pleosporales; Didymosphaeriaceae.
AUGGCUUCUCGGCGGGCCCUUCUGGCACUCCCUCGCCUGCUUAACCGGCAGUGCGCAGACGUCGUUCGCCAAAGCCGAGCAUCGAGCUCCUCGUCCACGCAAGCCCUGGCCUACAAAGCAUUGCACCGUCGCAUUGCGCCGCUUCCUACCGAAGACCGUCCGGCAUGGUCUGCCCAGGCCGCUGUCAGCAGCAUUCUCUACGAGACGCCGCUCCCCUCGCAGGCACCUCCGAAGCGUCAUAUCCUGAACUGCUUGGUGCAGAACGAGCCCGGUGUGCUGUCCCGCGUGUCCGGAAUUCUCGCUGCUCGUGGCUUCAACAUUGACAGCUUGGUGGUCUGCAACACUGAGGUCGACGACCUCUCUCGCAUGACCAUUGUGCUGCAAGGUCAGGAUGGCGUGGUGGAGCAGGCCCGCCGCCAGCUUGAGGACCUCGUCCCGGUGUGGGCCGUUCUCGACUAUACCCAGUCUCCUCUCGUACAGCGAGAAUUGCUUCUCGCCAAGGUCUCCAUUUUGGGCCCUGAGUACUUUGAGGAACUCCUUGCCCACCACCGUGAGAUGGCUCACAUGCCUGAGAUCGAGGAGGGUGUCCCGCUAGAGGAGCUGUCCGAAGAGGAGCGCGAAGCAAUCGCCACCGCAGCAGCUCGUGAGACAUUGAAGAAGGACUACCAUCCCGGCAAUCUGCCCAUCAGUCAAGCGCUCAGACAGAAACACGAGCAUCUCAAGGACAUCACUUUCCUGACUCAUCAAUUCGGCGGCAAAGUGCUAGACAUCAGCACUAACAACUGCAUUGUCGAAGUGUCGGCCAAGUCGUACAGAAUCGAUGCCUUUAUGAAGCUCAUCGCUCCAUUCGGCAUUCUCGAAUCUGCAAGGACAGGUCUCAUGGCACUACCGCGUUCUCCGCUGCACGGGCCCAACGAGGUUGAGGAGAAGGACGCACAGGACAUUGUCGACACGAGCACCCUUCCUCCAGGUUAA